Messenger RNA from Chrysemys picta bellii (western painted turtle), 4996 nucleotides. It is a transcript of the gene IFNGR1, whose product is annotated as interferon gamma receptor 1. Gene Ontology annotation, molecular function: cytokine receptor activity; cytokine binding. Lineage: Eukaryota; Metazoa; Chordata; Testudines; Emydidae. The record is from RefSeq and is a predicted model, not a curated record. Gene Ontology annotation, cellular component: plasma membrane. Gene Ontology annotation, biological process: cytokine-mediated signaling pathway.
AACUUUUCAGUGCUUGAUUUUGCAAUCUUAAUAUUUUUAAUGUAGUUUUAUUUCUGUAAUAGUAUGUUAAUUUGCAUUUGUAUUCUGCAUGGUUUAUUGCAGCAAGUAUUGUAUUUACUGCUAGGCAUUUUAGAAUAGAUAAAUACUUUGACACUUUUUUUUCUUGUGGUUGAGAAUCUGCUGCUGUUUCCAAUAACUGAAAUGUCACCUUGUGUGUGUUAGAGAAUGACUAAAACCACUUUCAAACAUUGCACAUAUUAAAUCCUUGUGGUCUCAUUCUUAAGAUGAGGGAAAUGUUUUUUUACUUUCCCUUAUUAGUAUAACAUGAAGCAAAGUCUAGGCUCUCUAACAUAUAGCCCCAAGUCUAUCUGCUAUGUUUUGUAAAUAAAAACAUAAUCUGGCAGAAGUCAGGUUUGAGUUAUGGUCUAUUAUGACAUCAAUUUUAUAUACAAAAAACUACCUUAAAAUAAGAUUGCAAAGUCAAACAUUUAAAAGUUAGAAAAUGCCAGAAGUAAAAUUUCCUAUUCAACCUUAAUUUGGCCCCCUUGUGUAUAUGUAUUAUGAUAAUCUCUAACUACAUGAUCACAAACCGUUUUUUUUACCAUACGACCCUUACCUUAAUCAGUGCACAGGAUGGGUGGUGGUUAGUUUGAGGAAAUUAUCCAGUGUUACUCUUAAGGCUUGUAACUUAGAGUUUGGCCUCAUGCUGUGUUUUUGAACACCAUCCAAAUGCUAUGCUGGAUACAGAAUUAUUAAUUUCUAAUGCCUAAUUAUUAAUUAGUUUUCUGUGGUAUUAAUGAUAGUAGUAGGAGUGUCUUAUGAAUGUAUCUUCACAACUCCUCUGAGAUAAGUUAUCCUCAUUUUACAGAUAAGGAACCUAGGCUACAAUUUGAAGAAGUGUCCACUAAUUAUGGUUGCUUCCACGAUUGGAUACCUAACUUGAGAACUAGGGAUCCAUUUUUAGAGUAUUCUGCAUUUUUAAUAAUUGUAUAUGUUCAAAGCAAUGUACAGACACUAACCAACCACUGCAACACUAUGAAGUAGACAGGUAAAUAUUAUACCCAUUUUUAAACACAAGGAGACUAAAACAGAUAGUGACUUGUGCAAAGCCACAGAGUGAGUCAAUGGUAUAACCAGAAUUGGAGCCCAGGACUUCCCAACUCCACAUCUUGCUCCUAGAGCAGCUGCAGUUCCCAUUGACUUUACUUGUAGUUGAGUGCUCAGCAACUCUGAAAACAAGGUCCCAUGUCUCAAGUUGGGUACCCAGAAAAUAGGGAAUACAAUGUGAAAAUCUUCAUUUAAGUGACUUACCCACUAUCACAUACGCAAUCUAUGGCAGACGUGUGGAUGGAACCCAUUUCUCCUGGGUGGCAUUCAGUUGCUGUUGAAGGCAGUCCUUUCUUUCUGCAGUCCCCUAACUCAUCCUCACUCUCUCCACACCUUGUAGUUCUACAAUGGAUGAAUCAGAUGUCCUACAGACAGCUGCAUUCACUACACAACCCUGAUUCACUCGCUGAACACUUUCCAGGACUUCUAGGUCUCCAGCAUUGACCUCUACCUCUUGAGCUAAAGCAAUACCUGUGCCUCUGCCAACAAAUGUUGUAAUAGAAUCCUUGAACUUCAAGACUGUAUUGCGCUGGGAUUACAUGCGCAUGCCUACAACCCCUCACUUUAUUGUGGAAAUCCAACCUUAUGAGCUAGGGAAAUAUAAGCCAGUCAGUACCUGCAUGAAGAUAAGUAAACAUUAUUGUGACCUCUCUAAUGAAAUAGAAGACCUGAGUCAGUCUCACUGGGCUAGAGUUAAAGCUUUCAUUGGGUUAGAAGAGUCCGAGUACGUUGAGACCAAAGAAUUUGUUCUGCGACGGGAUGGAAAAAUAGGACCACCGACUCUGAAUGUCUCAAUUGAGAGAGACCAAAUCAGGGUUGAGAUUCGCCCCCCACGCGCUGUUCGAAAAUAUAAGGACUUCACAUACAAGGUGUUUCUCUGGUCCAAUGGAGAGCAGCUCGAAGAGCUUGAAGCAGGGCCAUGUAAGAAGCAUCCAUGUAGCAUAUACAUUCCAUUUUUUUCUCAAGAUUCCACCUACUGUGUUUCAGCUCAAGGACGUUCAUCAUUUGUUUCAGAUCGAGGAUUUUCCCAAUCAAAUCAAAGUUGCAUUCAUGUUCCUUUAAAACAGCCACGAGACUUUAAAAAUAUUAUAAUCAGUGUUGCUGUUGUCAUUGGCGUUGGACUGAUUUUGGCCAUGUAUUAUCUUUGCAAGCAACUAAAGAAGAGAAAAAUUGAACUACCCAAGUCUUUGGUCACUGUGAUACGAAAUCUGAACUCGCGCAACGUUUUAGAAACAAAACCAGAAGCAAAAUAUAUCUCUGUCAUAACCUCCUCAUCAUCCAAGCCAACGCUCUCAGUGAGUGAUGAGGUAAACUUGAUAGACCAAGUAGACCAAGUUAAAGAAAUAGGGACCCCUAAUCCUGAAGACUGCAGUGAAGAAACAGACACUGUCAGCUCCCAGGAGAUCUCAAACAAAACAGAAGAGAUGUCUAUCCAAGAAAGCAUUGCUGAAAUGACCCCUGAUGAUGAAGAAAGCCCAAGAGUGAAAGAGAAUUAUUUUCAUUCUAAUAGUAGCCAAACGGAGUUAAGUAGUAUUCCUUCAGACCCAGAGCCUUCCAACAUGGAGGUGCAAGAGUCCCUUAUCCUAAAGAGCUGCAACAAGUUUUCUGGUUAUGACAAACCUCAUGUAAUAAUGGAUCUCCUCAUAGAUGUUGGUGAAGAGGAGUCUGUGAUUGCAUAUAGGCAUACUGAUGAAGUGCAUGAGUCAUGAAGAGAAUCAUUUGAAGACUACAGGGAGUUCCUUUUUGUGUGCACAACAUAGACAUUUAGAAGUUUAUGAACAUCUUAGUCCUAAUGGGAUUAUCAGUGUCACUUCUUAGAGCAGACUCUUAAAAUUGAAGGGAACUCAAAUGGAAACUGCAACUAGUGUUGUCUCUGACAGUGCAGAAAAGGGGGAAGUGAUUGCAAUAUAUCAGUUCUGCUAUGAAGGUGUAUGUCUCACAUUAAGCCACUAGGUGGUUUGCCUUUGACAUUUUCCUUUAGGCUGUUAAAGAACUAUCUUUAUACGAAAGGAAGGAUUCUGCAGUAUCUUCUAAAUAAAGUCCAUUGAAGAAUCGUCUAUACACCCAUAUCAGUUUGGGAAUUCCUGACUCCAUGGCCAAGGACCAAUUAUAUUGGAGCCUGUUUCUCGAGGUAGAAGUGCUGCAUGGUGGGUCAUAAAUCUGUACAUCUGCACUAAUUGCAAGACAGUAUGCCACCCCUUCAGAAUGCCUACGUUAUACAUUUACACUUAUUGACACAGCUAUUUCGUGUGCUUAUAGCUUUAUCCAUGUUUUGUGUACAGAAGUCAUAUUGUGCAAUCACAUCUUAUGCUCUGAGAAACCUGUAUGUUAGCAUGCUACCUGACCCUAAUUGCAAAAGACUGUUGAACUCAUAGCUGCACUGUUUCUAAAGAAGCAAUACUGUUAAGCAGCAGUUAUUAAAAAUGUUUAGCAUUUUUCCUCUAAAGCAUUUUUAUCCUAAUUCUUAAGAUAUAUGUGGAUUGCUAAUAAUUCCAUUGCACUUUAUGGAAAUAACUGUUUUCCUAUCAAAUUGAAAAUGCCCAUUGAAUAGGAUUUUUUCAUCUUCUUGAGACAACGGAAUAUUUUUUGGUAAUUUGGUGUAGUUAAUUAGAUCCCCUGAUGGAACUCUGAAGCAUGAAGCUAUCAAACUGAAGAUAGGUUUGGAUUUUAUAUCUCAAUUCUUCAUUACUACUUAAAGGCCUGUAGACACAAUGUGGAGACAGGAUUUUAUUGUGUUGCUAGAAGUGUUUUAAAAUGGAUCCAAAUGAAGCUAGGAAACAAUACAGGAAAAAGACUGGAAAUAUAAGCUUCUUGGUGCCAUAUGGAUUGGAGUUUCCACGUUCAGUUUUGCUUCAGGAAAUUCUUACUCUCUAAAAGGUAGUUAGUGGCUGCUUCAUAUUCCUCUCACUCCGACCCCCAAAGGUAUCUUAGAAAUAAGAGUCCAAAGAUUGUUCAUUCUUUAUAAGAAAUCCCAUGCCAAUUGCAUUCCAAACCAUUGUUUUAAUAUCUGUACUUUAACUUUCUCCUAAACUACUUAGCACUUUCCUUUUGCAUGGGCCUGGCUUCUUAUCAAUUGGAUGGACAAGAAACAUGUUUUUAAAUGUUAAGCUUGUUACAAAACAAAAUCUUUGUCUCGAAUGAAAUGAAUAUGAGUUGCAUAGCCAUUUCUGUUCAUAGCAGUCAGGCUCUGCAACUACUAUGCUUGGGGGAAUUGUGCCCCACUGUGCAUGCACAGAAACAUGUAUCCCCACAGAUUCUCUUUGCUUCCCCACAGAAAAAUGAUUUCUGUGGGGAAGCAGAGAAGCUUCACCAGUGCUCAUUCACACCUCCCUGGCAGGCACUGGGAGCAGCCAGGUGAGAGGCAAGUCGCUGUGGGGGAGUGGGGAUCUGGGGAUGCCCUGGCUGCCCAGGGACAUUAGUCCCAGCUGAGGGGAGCUGGGGGGAGGAGGAGCAGUAGGACGGAGACUGAGUUCUCCCUCCCCUGUCCAGAGCAGCUGGGGUUGGGUCAGAUCAACCUCUCCCUUUCCGCAGUACUCCUUCCUAGGAAGUCAUUUCCCAUUUUGGAUGUGUGCAACCGAUUGUUCCUUCCUAAGUGGAGUACUUUGCAUUUAUCCUUAUUGAAUUUCAUCCUAUUUACUUCAGACCAUUUCUCCAGUUUGUCCAGAUCGUUUUGAAUUUUAAUACUAUCCUCCAAAGCACUUGCAACCCCUCCCAGCUUGGUAUCAUCCGCAAACUUAGAGAGUACUCUCUAUGCCAUAUGUUUUAAUACUUUUAAAAAGUAGUAUUAAACUAAUGUUUCAGUUGAAAGGCUUGUUUCCUUGCCAUAGGGAUAAAGCGUCUCUUGUAAAAGCUCCAUCAUAAAUAAACAAUGUUUGAGUUAAAAACAGAA